ACGGACGGCCACGGCCCGGGCCCCCCGGGCCUCCUCGCCUCACGUCCCCGAAGCCUCGUAGUCUGACGGAAGGUGCCGCCGCUGGUUCAUGUGCAAGCGGAUCGUUUGUUUGCGGUAGACACGACAGGAGCAUUCCAGGAGAAUGGGAGACACACAAUACAGUUAUGGAGGUGGAUAUGGGAGUGGAGGUAGUAGUGGAGCAGGAGGUAACUACGCAAGUUAUGGAGGUGCAUCAGGAGCUGCUCCACCACCAGCCACCUCCUACCCUCCUCAGCCACAGUAUGGUGGGUACUCGGCUCCACCUCCACAGGGGUACUCACAGGGCCAGGCCCCAUAUGCAGCACCACCAACUUAUGGUGCCCCACCUCCACAGCAAGGUGGCCAAGGCGCUUCCUAUGGUGGCUAUGGACAGCCACCACCAACACAAGCCCCUGCCCAGCCACCCACUGGCAGUGCCGGAUACAGUAGCUAUGGCGGACAAUCACACGGUUAUGAACAGAACAGUAAUUACAACUCUGGAAGUUAUGGACAGACACCUGCAAGCAAUUAUGGUGGUCAUCAGAGUAGUACCUAUGGUAGUCAGCCUAGUGCUAACUACUCAACUCCACCAUCCCAGGGAAAUUAUGGAGGGCCACCACCACAAGGAAGCUAUGGUGGUGGCUCGCCCCUCAGGGAAAUUAUGGGGGUUUUUUUUUGUUUUUGGGGAGGCCCCCCCUGGGGAAACUUUGGGGGACAGCCAGGAUAUGGUGGUCCACCACCCUCCAAUGGAAGUUACGAGGGACAAGGUGGUGGAUACAACAGUGGUCUAGGCAUGGCUCCUCCCCCCCUGUCAGCCCCUCCAGGCUGUGGUGGCAUGUACGGGUCGCCGCUGAAGCAGUCCCCGGCUCCCAUUCCUAGGCGAGAUCAAGGGAGAGGUUAUUGCACAGAGGGUGGCGGUGGAAGCUACGGGGGUAGCCGGUUUGAUGGCGGCAGCCGUGGUGGUGAUCGGUCAAGGGGAGAGAGUGAUUUGGUAAUGCAGGAAGACACAAUUUUUGUGUCUGGAAUGCCAGAUGAUGCCUCAGAGGAUGAUGUCAAGGAUCAUUUUGGUUCCAUUGGUGUAAUCAAGAUGGAUAAAAGAACUCAACGCCCUAAGAUUUGGAUGUACAAAGAUAAGGCCACAGGAAGAAUGAAAGGAGAAUGUACAGUCACAUUUGAUGAUCCAUUCACUGCCAAGUCUGCCAUUCAGUGGUUUGACGGCAAAGAAUUCAUGGGCCGUGUUGUUAAGGUACAAAUGGCAGAACGCCCUAAAAGUAGUUAUGAGCGAGGACGCGGGGGCUAUGGAGGUGGCGAUGACCGUGGGGGGCGUGGACGUGGAGGUGACCGUGGAUUUGAACGCCGUGGAGGAUCAAUGGGAGGACCUGGGCGAGAUGGACCUCCUGGGGGUGGACGUGGACGUGCGGGAGAUUGGAAGUGCCCUGUGCCAAGCUGUGGUAACAAUAACUUUGCAUGGAGAAACAGCUGCAACCGCUGUAAUGAACCAAAGCCUGCAGGAGUUGGUGGUGAUGAUGAUGGUGGUGGAGGUGGUGGUGGAUUCCGUGGAGGAUUCCGUGGCCGCGGAGACCGUGGAGGUUUCCGAGGCAGGGGCGGAGACCGUGGAAGAGGUGGUUUCAGAGGCCGUGGAGGCUAUGGUGGAGACAGGGAUGGAGACAGAGAUUCUGGUGGACCAAUGAAAGGAGACCGUGGCCCUGGAAGGUCUAGACCAUAUUAAGAGGCUGUAGGGGAGAGAGAAGCAACUGCCUGAAUGGCGAAAAAGUAUUUAUAUGCAACGUGUGUGUUCAUAUAAAUUGAAUUAUUUCAGUCCCAUUGUCAUUAAUUCACGUUUUCAGAAAAACUGAAUGAAAAUAUUAAUGGUAUUUUGAUUACUCUUUGUAUUUAUUUUACGUAAGGGUGUCAAGCUCGGCAAACUUUGUUCAGAGACUUAGGAAUAAAGCUGCUGAAAUGUAAGUUAUUUUGAGUAAAUAUGUAAUUGUUAAAAUGUCAAAAGCAAAAUGUCAUGUUUAACAGACCUAAUAAGAAGUAUGAACUGGAUUUUUAUUUUAUUUUAUUUUAAAUUGAACUUAUAAAGGUUAAGGUACAAAUAGAUGUUUGAAACAUAUUUUGACAAGGCAUUAGAGGUUAGGGAGACUAUUUGUAUCAGUGUGUACUCCUGCCUCUUAUGAAGUAAUUAAAAGGCCUUUUAGUAGUGUAAUGGUGGAUAACCACUUCAGAAUUCAUUUUGUGUAACAAUAAAAUUCCAUUGAAUCCA
This is a messenger RNA of Penaeus monodon (black tiger shrimp), 2284 nucleotides long. Its product is annotated as RNA-binding protein cabeza-like. Lineage: Eukaryota; Metazoa; Arthropoda; Malacostraca; Decapoda; Penaeidae. Gene Ontology annotation, molecular function: RNA binding; transcription coregulator activity. Gene Ontology annotation, biological process: regulation of DNA-templated transcription. The record is from RefSeq and is a predicted model, not a curated record. Gene Ontology annotation, cellular component: nucleus.